AUGUCUGAAAAUCACUCCAAUCAACUCUCACGAUUAUUUUAUCCCAUAAACGAACGUGUUGGCUUGUCGAUUGGUGUUAUAUCUGGACACCAAAGCAAGCACAAACGGAAACAUUUAGUUUUUACAAUUUCACUAACGAAACCUACGAGUAUUCAGGUCUAUCUUGUCAAGAUUACAGAUAAAAGUGAAAUUAAAAAAGUGCAAGUAUGCAACGCGAAAAAUCUGAAAAAAAUUGACUGCAGAGAUACAAAAACUCAACCUAGCUAUGAAUUACAAAUCAUCACAGAAAAUAAGAUAUGGGUAUUUAAUGCUUUGAAAUUAGAAGAAAAAAGACAUUUUGUCAGUUCAUUUUGUCGUACGCUUGCAACACUUCUACCACAUGUGAUCAAAGAUAUAGAAUUAGUCAAUUUCCCACAAGAUAUAAAUAUUUCUCCACUUAGCCAACAUGAAACACUGGAUGCUUUGCUUAAUCCUGAAUAUAUGUCAACGGUUGGUACCGGUGGCGAUGAAGAUAGUGUUGGCGGUGAUGAAAAGUCAGCUGAUAAAGAUAAGUCAGAUGCACCGGUCACUGAUUCAUACCGUUCAUUGACAAAACGUGAAGAAGAUGAUAUACGACAAUUUCUAGAUGAACUUGAUGAGGAAUCAACCCUCUUAAAUGCUGCUCAACUAACGGAACGUUUACAAGAACAGUUGGCUCACAUUGAAGGUACAAAUGUUCAUUCAAUUAUGUCUUCUGAAUCUCAAGUAUUAAGUCUUAUGACAACAUUGGACAGUGCUAUUGAACGAGCUGAAUUAUUAGAGAAACAAUUAAAUAUUUAUUAUAGUUUUUUAGAGGAAGUUGAAGAUGCAAUGUCUACCCUACGUGAUCAUGAUCAAUUAAUCCAAACGACAGUAGAUAAUCGCGCAAAUUUAUUAAAUGUACUUGAACAACUAGUCGAUCGGUUAGAUGUUGAUCCAAAAUACUUCCAUAUAUUAGCGAAAGGUGAUUUAAGUACAUCUGAUGGUAUUGCACGUUGUAUCGAAGCUGCUGGAUAUUUGGAUCGUUUGCUGAAUUCAGAAUUUAAAGAAGGUGAAGAACAUCUUCAAGCUGUAGAUGAACGUAUGCAAGAAUUGAGAAAUUUACGUGAUUCAUUUGCCACAAAAUUAUCAGGUUUUGUAAAUGAUGCAAUGUUACGUUAUGCCAGUCAAUUAGGAUUUGUUGUCAACACAGGGAUUAGUAUGCCUACAUCAGAAACAAUGUCAACAAUAUCAAAUAAUCAAUCUGGUGGUGGCGGAGGAAAUAGGAAAACAUCAAUGAUGAUUACAAGUUCUUUUCGUGUUGCAUCUGAUUUAUAUGCUGUUCAAAGAACUGACCUACUUCAACUAACUCCACUAGUUGGUAACUGGUUACAAGCUAAUAGAAAAGAUUUAUAUAUUGGAAUUAAAAGGAUGUAUAUUGAAAAAUCACAAAAUUUUUUUAAACGACAAAUACAAGAAGUAUUGAAGUGUACACAAGACUCCGUCGCCAAUCUUGUCCGACCUGGGAAAUCUAAAGAAAUUCAACGUUUAGAGAAUAUACCAUCAGAUGUUGGAAGUGUUAUGUCAUUACAUAAUUUAGAUUCAAAUCUUUUAACUCAAGUUGAAUCGAUCUUUGAUAAUUGUUUCGAGAAAAUUUUAACUUUAAUUCGUACAGAACAAGCAUUUUUAAAUCAAUUUUUCGGUUUUCAUUUAAAUGCAUCAAAAAUUGAAAAAUCACAUAAUAUUGCUAUGUAUAAAAAUUAUAAAGGCGAUGAAUUAUCUACUUUAUUCGAUUGUAUGGCUAAUUUAUUUGAUAGUGUUGAACAAGAUGUUUUAAAUUUAAUCAAUCAUUGUGAACAAUUACAAUCUAUAUUGAUUAUGCCAUUGUUAAUUACAAUUUCACGUAUAACAGAAAAUGAGAUUACAUCAACAUUAACAUCAUCAUCAUCAUCGUCACCUCCACAACAACAAACCACAACAACCAAUUUAGAUAAUUCUAAUUCUAGUAAUGGUAUUGGCAAUACUAAUCAAUUACAAUUAGAAUCACAAGAUUCUGAUAAAAUUCCAAUGACAUAUAUUGCAAAUUUGUUAUCACGAUUUACUAUUGAAACAAAACGAGCUUUUAAUCGUCUUGUUGAGCGUCUAAUUAUUUCAUUUAAAACAAGUAAACCAUGUAAAAAAGUACGAUGUGGUGUAUUAUCAAUGGUUCGUACUUAUAUUGAAUUCGCUGAAUGUUCAAUGACUGUAUUUGCUAAAAGUUCACGUUUAGUUGAUCUAGAACGUGCUCAUAGAGAAUUAGUACGAUGUUUAAUGACUGAAAUUGAUCGAGUUGCAUCAAGAAGUGUGAAAACACCUGGUGAAGUUGUUCAGUUAGAAAAUUAUCAUCGUCUUUGUGAUAUUCUUCGACGUUUAAAAAUGUCCAGUCUAGAUGAUUAUCGUCAAGAUGCUAAGAAUCGUUAUACUUUAGCAUUACAAGAAUAUACAAAAACAUGUAUGGGUCGUCCAUUGGAGAAAUUAGCAAGCUUUUUUGAAAAUGUUCAAAGUGCUUUGGAUGCUGGUGUACGAUCUGAAGUGGUUAGUUAUCAAUUUGCUUUUAGUAAACAAGAAUUACGUAAAGUUAUCAAAGAAUAUCCUGGAAAAGAGGUAAAACAUGGUCUGGAAAGUUUAUGUAAAAAAGUUGAAAAACAUUUAUCUGAUGAAGAAAACUUAUUCCCUGUUGUUUGGAGAUCAAUACAAACAGAAUUUAUUACACAAUGUUUACGUUUUAGUAAUUUAAUUCAACAAUGUUAUCCAGAUUCAGGUAUACAUCUUGAAUUUACUAUAACAGAUUUACAAAAUUAUUUUACUGAAAUUGCAUGUUCACGUUGA
Molecule: messenger RNA, 2865 nt
Organism: Schistosoma spindalis
Lineage: Eukaryota; Metazoa; Platyhelminthes; Trematoda; Strigeidida; Schistosomatidae
Source: the annotation of a GenBank genome assembly